This is a messenger RNA of Siniperca chuatsi (mandarin fish), 9626 nucleotides long. Its product is annotated as mediator of RNA polymerase II transcription subunit 13-like. NCBI's taxonomy places the organism in Eukaryota, Metazoa, Chordata, Actinopteri, Centrarchiformes, Sinipercidae. The record is from RefSeq and is a predicted model, not a curated record. Bases 1564 to 7914 code for a protein of 2116 amino acids. Gene Ontology annotation, cellular component: mediator complex. Gene Ontology annotation, molecular function: transcription coregulator activity. The transcript has 31 exons. Gene Ontology annotation, biological process: regulation of transcription by RNA polymerase II.
AAAGGAAUCCCUCUGACUGCUGACUGUCUCCAGCGUCGCAUCCAGUCUCAUAUCAAAGGUACUAAAUUUUACUGUAAUCCCAGACUUUGAUCACGUGAGCGCAAACUUGGCCAAAUGGGAAGGCGAGCGAGUCUCGGUAGUACGCUUCCGACCGCCAUUACAUUACAAUACGCGGUGGGCUGGACGAUCGUGCGCGAACGGGGGGGAAAAAAGCUACAGUGGCGCUUAGCGUAAAGCCAACAGACACAGAGGGUGAGAAUGACACAUUCAGGCUACGCGCACACGUAUUUACCAAUAUAAUCUCUGAGAGAUAAACAAUGAGGAAAGGGUCGCUGCCGAGGACACCGUGCACAUGUUUGAGGAUUUAAUUCAUUAAUCAAAUCAUCAUUUCUCGAGAAGGAGGAGGAUACGCUUUUAAAUGUCGUGGUGGUUUAGAAAGACAAAUCCUGCAGCAUGCAACAUAUUCUUUAUGUCAACGAUCAGCGCCAGACAAGGACUGUCACUUCAGCUUGAAGUGUACAUUUAAAAAAACAAAAAACCCCAUCAGAUAUUUUUGUGCAAGACUGAGGCUGUUGUGGCCGCGAGAGGACGUUUCGUAAUGAUAUAAAACUGAAAGGAAGGAAGGAUUUUUUCAAACCUUCUUCUACAGAAGCCUGCUUGUCGUUUUCCUGGCGGUGGAGUGUAAGAAUAGUUUUUUUUCCUCUCUGAACGGUUUGACUCAUGAUUCAGGGUUACUUCGAACCCACUCGACUUUGUCCGCCCUGCCACGGAGGAGCACUGGGGGGCUUUUCUUUUUCAGCGAUCCCUCGUCUGCGGUCCGUUUUUAAUUCAACAGCAACAGAGGAAUUAAACAUUCCUGCUCGCAGCGCCUGCUUGUGUGAGGCAGACUGGGUUACACUGUGAGAGCAACGGUUGUGGUAAGAAAGAAGGCUAUAAAUAGCUCAUGCAAUUCUCGAAAACUAUCACAAGUGGUGCAUCAGCUUGUGGAGCAGACGGAAUCAGAUAUCCUGCGUGUAAUGUCUCGGCUCUAAGUUAAUUGUUUUGCAGAGCGGCGAACGUGUCAUAUUUUUAAAAGAAGUUUAGAUUCUUAAUUUCGCAUUUUUGAGGCUGUACGGCGGCGCUGAAGAAAGGAGUCGUUCCCUCAUGGAUUAUGCUCAUUUAAUGAUGAAACUAUCAGCGGAAAGACUGAUGUGGAAACGGGCUGAUCUUCCUCUGUGCGUGGAUUGAAAUGGAUACGUUUGUAUGCUCUCCGCCUUCGACAAUGAUCAGAUCUGGAUUCGCCUGACCUGGAUUGUAACAAUGUUUUGAUCCCCGCACACGCUUGGAUUUACAUUACAACAUUAUAUAUCCGCUGGGGCUUCAUGGAUGCAUUCUGCACUUCUUUUUGAAUACGCCCAUUCCUCUGCCCGACCACGAGUCUAUUAUCUGGACCUCUUGUGAGGUUAUAAGCCUGCUUGUUUUGGCAGACUCGUAAGGGAACCGAUUUGUCAGCCCUGCUCGGUGUUUGAUACCGAUGUAGGAUUUCGACAUGCCCAGCGCUGACGACCCCAACGGCGGACGAUUAUGACUACAACAGCGAAUUGGGUGGCUAACGGGGCAAGCCUUGAGGACUGCCACUCCAACAUCUUCUCUCUGGCGGAGUUGACGGGCAUUAAAUGGCGUUGCUACGGCUUCCGCAGUGGCGGGGAGUACGGGCCAGUGAUCUCUGCCCCGGCCCAGGAUGACCCGGUCCUGCGCAGCUUCAUGCGCUGCGUGCAGGCCAACCUGCUGUGCGUAUGGCGACGCAAGAUCAAGCCCGACGCCAAGGAGCUGUGGAUCUUCUGGUGGGGUGAAGAGCCCAACCUCUCUGAUGUCAUUCAUCAUGAGCUGGAAGUGGCUGAGGAGGGGCUUUGGGAGUGCGGACUGUCCUACGAGUGCCGGACCCUCCUGUUCAAGGCCAUACACAACCUGCUGGAAAGAUGUUUGAUGGAUAAGGGGUUUGUGAGGAUUGGGAAGUGGUUCUUCAAGCCACAUGAACUGGAAGAAAAGUCUUUGGGCAACAGUGAACACCUAUCAUGCUCCUUCUCCUUCUUCCUUCACGGGGAGAGCAACGUGUGCACGAGUGUGGAGAUCGCCCAGCACCAGCCUGCAUACCACAUCACAGAACACCACAUCCACCUCGCACAGGCCUCCAUCACACCAGUACAAGUGAUCCUGAGUCCAUACGGUCUGAGCGGCACUCUGACAGGUCAGGCCUACAAGAUGAGUGACCCAGCGGCUCGGAAGCUGAUGGAGGAGUGGAGCUACUUCUAUCCCAUGGUACUUCAGCAGAAAGAGGGAAGUGGAGAAAAGGAAAAAGAAGAAGCAAGCCAGGCCUAUGAUCACAACUGUCACGUGGCAGUGGAGGUUAUCGUGGGUGGAGUAAGGAUGACCUACCCAGCUGCUUUAGUGCUGAUUGCCCAGGGGGACCUACCAGUGGAGCAGCCUCCACCUGUUCCUGCAGCUCAAGGCCUCAACAGGGAGCCAAACCACUGCAGCGUGCCGCUCACACCGCCAACGUCACCGCAGCAGCCCUGCUCAGCAGACAGUGGCUUUGUGACCUCCGUCUCCAGUGUCCCCACACCAGACAGCAGCAUGGGGGUCACCAGCAUCAGCCCAAAGCAUUCUGGGAAGAAGCUAACCUGUCAGGUAGUCCAUCAGGCCUGGAGGGAAUGCUAUCUCACCCAGCCUCAGAACGUACCGAAUCAGCCAACUGACGUGACGUCUAAGAAGGAAGUGCCAAAUGGAGUAACCACGUGGGACUUCAAUGAUCUGGGAGCGAGAGCGUCCUGCAGCUGCUCCAGGUUGAAGCAGCAGAAGCUGAAUCUGACCACCACAUCCACUGCCAACCCCCAGACUAGUGCCAACCCCACUCAGUCCUCUGGCCCGUCAUUAUACCCUCCCUCCCUGCCCAAACACAAGACCAGUGACAAGACAGAAAAGGCUGACAAACAGUCCAAGAGGCCAGCCACAAUCCCCUUCCACCACCGUCUAUCUGUCACACAGGAGACCCAUCUGGAACAGGACUCACCAGGAGGGCCCCAGCUCGGGGGUCUUGUGGCCCUGGAGCCACCCUUGGAGCCUCUGGCCGCUCUGCCAAGCUGCAAGUAUCCCAAACCCCUCUCCAAUGGUAGAAAAGCCCCUGAGUCCCUUCUCCAUUCGCCGAUGUCUCCACUUCCACCCACGCUCAGCCCACACCCAAGAGACCCGGAGGUCCUGGAUGGGCCUGUGGAUAUGCCCGUCUGUCCGGAUGGGGCUUCAGGGCUGGGGAUGAUUACCAGUGAGACAGCUGUGUAUGCAGCUCUGCUGAGGCAGAGGGAGAAUGGGGCCGGCUGGUGGAGAGGCUUCAGGACUCCCAGGACUGAUAAGACUGACUUCAGACCCCCAGAACUCCCCACUGGUAAAUUAGAGGACGUGAGGACAGAGACAGUCACUGAGGGAGCUCCGCUAAAGAGACUAUACACACAGACUCCUAAGAGAUUUAAAAUCUCAGAGGAGAGGGUUAGGGACCACAUCCACACUUUGGGCCUGUUCCAGCAGCCAGGUGUAGAGGCACUGCGGGAGCCCGGUGAUGAUCCAUACGACUUUAAGGAAGGAGACAUUGAGUACACUUUCUCCACUUCCAAGAGGUUAAAGAGUCAAGGGCGAGAACCCAGCAAAAAGGUCAAGGGAGAAGAAAUCACCAGCAAUGGAGCACUGCCUGAUGGGAAAGAUGCUAUGUCCAUUUUUAACUCGGCUCCAAAAUCAGAUGAAUCAAGUCAGGAUGACGCAGCUGCCAAAGCCAAUCCUUCUCUGACCAGAGAAAAAGAUCUAGUGGUCAACAUCUCUGAUCUAGACAACAUAUUUGAUGAAGACGAGGAAGAGUUGGGGACUGUUUACCCCAACCAGCACUCAACCAAGCUACCAGUAUCAACAGAAGAUCGCCCUCUGGGGAAAGAAGGGAGAGUUGCAGUACCUUAUCCAUCAACAGUAGCAGACCUGCAGCGGAUGUUUCCCACCCCACCUUCUUUAGAGCAGCACCCAGCCUUCUCUCCCAUCAUGACAUAUCGUGACACUCCGAGUCAAGAGCCCCCUGCGCCCAGCGGAGCGGCUGACCAUCUGCCGCCUUUAGCCUCCACCCAGUUUACUGAAUACAGGAUGGAGUUUGAGGAGGAUGUGGCCAGUCUCAGGCAGGAGGAUAUCAAGCCACAAAUAGGCUCCUCCAUGUUUGCUCCACUAUCCUGCCUACCCAGCCAGAGUCUACCACCUCUCAAGAUACCCGAGCAAUGCUACUAUCGUCCAUCCUGGGCCCUCAUGCCCAAAAUGGAGCAUUUCCCUACGGUCAUGCAUCCCCAGAAUAACACUUUCAUUAGAGACGGAUACACAAACAUCCCCAGUGUCAACACCCUCACGGACCAGGAGUACGGCCAGAUGAGCGCCACCACUGCCUCCGUGAGCACCACUGUUGGCAUCCUCCCUUCUCCUGCCACUCCCCGCUUCUCUGUGCCCACUCCACGAACCCCUCGUACACCACGGGGUAUUAACGCUGCAAGCUCUGGGCAGGGUUCGGUGAAGCAGGAUGGUACUGAGCUCAGCUCACCGGUCUCCACGCCCUCCACCAGCCUGCCUCUUAGCUCUGUAGAGCCCCUAGCUCGGCCAGGACCCUCCCUGCCUGAGGCCCACAGCCUGUAUGCUGUCCUCCUGCUCUCAGACUCCGUCCUCAAUGUCUUCAAGGAUCGCAACUUUGACAGCUGCUGUAUCUGUGCCUGCAAUAUGAAUGUCAAAGGAGCAGAUGUGGGGGUGUAUAUCCCUGAUUCCACUUGUGAAGAUCAGUACCGCUGUAUGUGUGGCUUCAGUGCCAUUGUGAACAGGCUGCUGGCCCAUGGCACAGGCCUCUUCCUGGAGGAUGAGCUGGAUAUUUACGGUCGGACUUCUGAGGUAGGCCGGGCCGCAGAGAGGAGGCUGGCUCUUUGCCGGAGGGACCCAACUAUGGGAGACCCCAGGGCCAAGAGGCCGCAGGACGUAGCCCCUGCCUCUCCGUUAGUCAUGGUCCUUCUGCAGGAACAGUGCUCCCAGCCCAUUUCUUCCCUGGCAUCACUGCAUCUCCCCCUCAGCUGUUCCUGCCAUGGCCGCAAGGGGGCACUGCUCCAAAGCUGGAUGUCUGAAAAGCAGUGGGCAGAUGGGAGUGAUGCCUGUGUGGAGUGUUACAAUGCCUUGGAACAGGGGCUGCAGUAUGUGGAUAACCCCACAGGAGGGAAAGUAGAUCCAGCUAUUGUCAGAAGUUCCGCUCUUCACUCCUGGCCUCACACGAAUGUGGUGGACAUGAGCAUGCUGUCGUCCCAGGAUAUGGUUCGUAUGCUGCUGUCUCUGCAGCCUUUCCUGCAGGAUGCCAUCCAGAAGAAGAGAACAGGACGGACCUGGGAAAACAUCCAGCAUGUUCAGGGUCCACUCACCUGGCAGCAGUUCCAUAAAAUGGCUGGGAGAGGCUCCUACGGUUCAGAGGAGUCGCCAGAGCCCUUGCCCAUCCCUACAGUGUUACUGGGCUAUGACCGGGACAGGGACUUCUUGGCAUUGUCCCCUUUGGCAUUACCUUUCUGGGAGAAGCUGCUGCUGGAGCCUUAUGGGGGGCAGCGGGAUGUGGCGUAUGUGGUGCUGUGUCCCAACAGCCCCUCUCUGCUGGCAGCAGCCCGAGCCUUCUUCCAGGAGCUCAGCACUGUUUACGAGACGUGCCGCCUUGGGAAGCACCGUCCUCUGGCCAAGGUGUCCAGGGAUGGCCUUGUGCGUGUGGGGGAAGAAGUGGAGCCAGAAAAGCUGGAGGAGCUGGCUGUGGACCAGUGGUUGACUGGACCCUGGGCUGGACAGCAGCACGCCGACAACCUCAGCAAACUUAAACUCUACGCUUAUGCCUGCAAGCAACAUCUUGGCCCCCAGCUGUCAGCCCUGCCUUUGGACAGCAGUCUUCUGUUGCCUCCCAAAGUCCAGCCUCCCUUAAACCCCACAUCCUCAGCCCAGCCUGCCUCUUCUGGGCAGCCUCAAGCUUGGGGCCCUGAUGGUGAACAAGCUCCAGGGGCUGCCAGUACAGGAAACGCUCCGACCCCGAGUGGAGCAACCUCAAACCAGAUGGGGGAGACAACCCAAGGAGCAACCAGCGAUUCUAAAGGGCCUUCCAGUGCCACACCACCAGCCAACACACCAGCAGAAAACCCUGAACUCACUCCUGAGCAGUCUAGAAUCGGCAUCCCCACUGUGGCCGACUCAAUGGAGAGCCACGCCAACCCACCAGCUAUUGUUAUUUACAUAGUGGAUGCUUUUCUUAGCUCAAGUGGAGCAAGAAAUGAAGGGGGAGAGGAAGAAGAGGGUGGCGACGUGGAGGCAGGUAGCAUUUGGCUAUUAGGACUUCUUCGCUGCUACACAGAGAUGCUACAGACUUUGCCUGAGACGAUAAGACCUGCACUGGUGCUACAGGUGGUGCCAUGCCAGUACCUUCUUCAGCCAGCCAGUGGGGAGAACCAUUUGUACCUGCAACAUCUGCGCUCCCUGGCCUUCUCCUGUUACUCCCAAUGCAGACGUCUGCUGCCCCAGCAAAUACACAUCAAGUCCCUGACUGGCUUUGGACCAGUGUCCACUGUCAAUUCUGUACUUAAGAGUCCAGAGCAUCCCAGCCCACUGCAGCUAUACUGUCCCCCCUUCAUCCUUGGUCCGACCCGUCCCAAGCAGCCAGAGCCAGGGGAGAUAUGGGCCGAGCUCCCGCCCAAAUACAAUGUGCUCUUUGUUGGAUACUGCCUAUCGCAUGACCAGCGCUGGAUACUGGUGUCCUGCACUGACCAGCAGGGGGAGCUCCUGGAGACUUGCAUUAUCAACAUUGAUGUACCCAACAGAGCGCGGCGUCCCAAGGUUUCAGCCAGGAGGAUGGGUCUACAGAAGCUGUGGGAAUGGUGUAUUGGCAUCAUCCAGAUGACCUCACUGCCAUGGAGGAUUGUGAUUGGUCGAUUAGGCCGACUGGGGCAUGGGGAGUUAAAAGACUGGAGCUCACUCCUUGGGGAGCAUUCCCUUCAUUCAAUAGGGCGCCAGCUGAAGGAGGCUUGUCGUAUUUGUGGGAUCUCAGCUGCUGACUCCCCCACUAUCCUCAGCGCCUGCCUGGUAGCCAUGGAGCCACAGGGCUCCUUUGUGGUCAUGCCUGAUGCAGUGACCAUGGGCUCAGUGUUUGGCCGCAGCACUGCUCUGAACUUGCAGACCUCGCAGCUGAACACACCUCAGGAUGCUUCCUGUACACACAUUCUAGUCUUCCCAACUUCUGCCACCACCCAGCUGGCACCCAGCUCCUACCCCACUGAGGACAAUAAUGAUGACAUGUUCGAUCUGCCCUUUCCUGAUGAACUGGAGAAUGACAUUGGCCAUGACAUGAUGCUGAUCACAGGGAACCUCCACCCUUCCCCUAACACUUCUCCUGUGCCCUCGCCUGGCUCUCCGUCCGGGAUGGGAAUGGGAUCACAUUUCCAGCACACCAAGAACCAGGGAGAGCGCUUGCUGUCCAGGGACAGUCCACCAGAAGAGUUGAAGCAGCAGCCGCUGGCUCUGGGCUACUACGUCUCCACUGCACAAGCAAAUGGACUUCCUCACUGGUUCUGGGCCUCCUGCCCACAGGCUGAGAGCCAGUGUCCACUCUUCCUCAAGGCCUCCCUCCACCACCACAUCUCCAUAGCCCAGUCAGAUGAGCUGGUGUCAGACAAGACUAAGAGAACCCCUCACCCCUUAGACUCAAAGACCACCUCUGAUGUGCUCAGGUUUGUAUUGGAACAGUACAACGCCCUCUCCUGGCUGACAUGUACCCCUGCCACCCAAGACCGCCAGUCCUGCCUGCCUGUCCACUUGGCUGUACUGAUCCAAAUGUACAAUGCCAUCCUGAACAUGCUUUAGCUAUGUGAGACUUCAAGGACAACUCUAGGGGACUGACGGUUACCUUCAUUUCCUCUGUGCCUACGCUUCCUCCUUCUGGGCACCAGAGAGCACCAGAGCUCUUCUGUUAUUUCGGGUGGACAUGGAUUUAAUGGCCAAGUAAAGGACGGUGCAAGUCAGACUCUCCCAUGCCUGGAAUGUAAUAAUUAAGAAGAGUAAAAUGCUCUGAACAAUAACUUUUACUUGUUAACUGCGACACCCUGCAAACCCAGUAAAGUUUGUACCUUCAAAACUGGUUCUGUGCCAGUUACGGUGCUUUCUAAGGGGAAAAACCAGAUGGAUCAAUCAAACUAUGCCCAUUUUACUGACAUAUCACAAUGUUAACUUUCUCCUGGUCAAAACAGAAUUAUGUCUCACUUGGGCUACACCUCUAAGUGGCAUUUGAAGCAUCUGUGGAAGCUCUGUCUUUACUUACCUGUGGAAAGGGACAUCUGUGCAGGGGCACAUAACUCCAUAUUGUACAACCAGCAAAAUGGCAUGACAACACAAACACAUGGCUUUGUUACAUCAAUGAUGCUUUUACAUUUUGUAUAGAACUGCACUGUUGAGCUUCUUGGGACUUGCAGUCGGUUGAUGAAACUCUUACCUUUACUCUGAAAGGGGCAAACAUCCUCAUUUACUCCAAAGGGGGAGCAUUUGAUAAUGGCACUUUUUCCUCACCUUCCAAAGUGUUGUAGAUAUGAGCACGAUGGAAAAUAUUUGACCAGUUAAGACAGAAGUGUUGUUUAUAAUGUAAAACGUACAUUUGCAAAGAAUUGAGACUUAUUUUUAAUAUUUAAAACAAGAAAAUGAGAAACUUAAACAAGGCCUUUUUCCCAAUUGACUGUUAAUUGUCUUGGGAUCUGAAAUAGAAAUUGUCAUUUUAAUGCAAUUGUAAAGAUGCCAUAUUUAUACAAAUUAUAUCAUGUCAUAGAAUUUGAUAUAUAUAUAUGUAUAUACAUAAAUAUAUAUUACCUCUUCCAAGCAGGCACUUAAUGAUAAGGGUGAUGGACACAACCAUCUCUUUAGAAGUGGACACAGUAUGAACAUUUAUCAAAGAAAAUGCAUUUUAGUUUUUUUUUUUUCUACAGAUAUUGAACAUUUUACCUUUUUAUUUAAUGAGUUUAAAUUAAACUAAUUGAUGCAGGAGAUACAGUAUACUCUAUAUUUAUAAAGUGUUCCUCUUCUGCUAAAAAACUUGAAAUAGGCAAUAGAAGACCAUGGUAUUUGAACAUUGCAAGGUUAUUAAAUAUUUAAGAAUGAUGCUUUAUUUCAUUGGCUCUCCAAAAUGAUGUCAAGCAAACCAUUAGAAAGGCCUGUCUCUUCAGUUUCACUCAGUCUGCUCUUUGUUAGAUUCCUAGCAUGUUUGUAUAUACACUUUUCAGCUGUGUUUUUUGGAAUUUCUUAAAGCUGUACGUUUCAUGCUGGUUGGUUUACUUUCAAGUAAUUCAUAUCAAAAGUAUUUUUUUGCCUUGAGCUUUUUUGAUAUACAGUAUACAGUUCAAAACUCAUUUAAUUACCGCCAAGAGGUUAAAUUGCCAAGUAAGUGUACACAAAUGUACAGACAAGGGCAAGUUUGCAAAAAUUUGUUACAUCUGUCAUCACUUUGAAUAUCAAACAGAUCCACUUUAGUGGGAGAGAUCUGUUACUUUUACACUCUUUUUUUAGUAAAUUAUUAAAACUCUUGAAAAUGA